This is a messenger RNA of Acytostelium subglobosum LB1, 732 nucleotides long. RefSeq lists its product as hypothetical. The coding region runs from base 1 to 732 and encodes 243 amino acids. The transcript has 3 exons. Lineage: Eukaryota; Evosea; Eumycetozoa; Acytosteliales; Acytosteliaceae. The record is from RefSeq and is a predicted model, not a curated record.
AUGAUCUCAACAUCAACACUAAAGCCAAUCAAGUUAUACUCACUAAAUACACCUAAUGUUGCCAAGGUGUUCAUAUUACUUGAGUUACUAGAACUUCCUUAUGAAUCUAUAAAGGUGAAUAUUGCCAAUGGUGAUCAGUUCAAGGAUGAUUUCAUCAAGAUCAAUCCAAACAGCAAGAUACCUGCCAUCGUUGAUCCAAAUGUGCCAGAGGGUAAGAGUCCUAUUGUCCUAUUCGAGAGUGGAAACAUCUUGAUCUAUUUGGCCAAGACCUACGCCAAUGGCAAAUACCUUCCAAAUGAAACAACACAUACACAAGAGCAUUAUGAAGUCUUGGGUUGGGUAUUCUUCCAGAUGGCAUCACUUGGACCAAACUUGGGACAGUACACUCAUUAUUCAAAGUAUGCUGAGGUCAAGUAUGAGUAUCCAAUCAAGAGACAUUACAAUGAGGUGAGAAGAUUGUUCCAUGUUCUUGAGCGUCAACUCAUCAAGCAUGCCUAUGUUGCUGGAGAUGAGUUAACAAUUGCAGACAUUGCAAUCUAUCCAUGGAGCAAAUUCAUCAAUACACUACCUGAUAUCACUGAGCAAGACUAUCCCAAGUUAUAUGAGUAUCACAACAGAAUUGCUCAGUUGCCAGCUGUCCAAACUUACAAGAAGUAUGAUGAUGAGCUCACUGCACAGAGAACAGCAUUCACCGCUGAACAACGCAAGAUAUUAUUCGGACGUGACAAGUAG